UCAACCUCGCAAUAUCAACUCCACGAUGUCCGACAAACCGAGCACGCCUGCUGCUGAGAAUGCAGCGGGUGCCAGCUCUGGUGCUCCGAAAGUCGAUGCUGGGAGCAGUAGUGCUUCGUCCACGGCGACGAAGAAACCAAUCCCGGAGCAGAAUCCAGCAUUCAAGGCAAUGGGUCUUCCGAGGAUACGACUCCCAUCGCGAAACUGGAUGAUCUUCUGGACGGUUACGGGAUCCUUUGCGGGCAGCGUCAUCUACGAUAAAUGGCAGACGAAGCGACUACGCCAGAAGUGGUGCGAUCUGGUCGCUCCCAUUGCCGACGAACCUCUAGACCCGCACACUGCACCACGUAAAGUCACAAUUUACCUAUCCGCGCCGCCUGGAGAUGGCCUUCGUAGUGCGAGAGAGCACUUUCACGCGUACAUCAAGCCAGUGUUGGUGGCAGCAGCUAUGGAUUGGGACGUGGUCGAGGGACGAAAGGAGGGUGACGUAAGGCAUAAGACUGCAACCAAAAUAAGGAAGAUGAGGAAGAGAAGGGGAGAAGGCGAGCCAGUGGAGGAUGAUGGAGAGCUCACGAUCGAGUCAAUUCGCGAGAAGAACGGCAGCAAAACGUGGGAUGGAGUCGGUGGUGAUAUUGUCAUUGGAAGGCAUACAUGGAAAGAGUACAUCAGAGGUCUACAUGAGGGAUAUCUAGGCCCGGCGGAUCUACCCAAAGAGCCAGAGACGGAAUCUACAGCUGCGGAUAAAUCUGCAGCAGCGAUCGCUCCCACGGAAUCUGCAGCAAGUGGAGCAGCGGUCAACAAGUUGUCCGAAAUGCUCCCGGAAGAGCACGGAAAGUCGUCGACUGGAGCUCCUGGCACAGAGGCGCAACCGGGAGAUACGAAGCCGACCGAGGAACAGAAGAAGGAAGAAGAGAAGAAGAAAAAGGAAGAGGCGGAGAAGCCCAAGAGACGCUUCCCACCAUCUCCUAUCCUUCCUGAGCAAUACCAAAAUGCUACCCUGGCUCCAUCAACGCCAGAGAUCAUCGGGCCCAGCAUGGGUGUGCGAAUGCCACAUCUCCUUGGAAUCAGGAACACACCAAUUCGAAUGUACCGAUUUCUGACUCGACGAAGGCUUGCCGACGACAUUGGGCGGCAAGUCGCAACCGCGAUCCUCGCUUCGCAUCGACCGUAUGGAACCGUCGCAGAGGCUGACGAGGACAGCGCUUCUGACACGCCGAGAGAAGUCCCCGAGCAGAAGGCCGUCCUGGAUUUUGAAGAGCGAGACUGGUGGAAGACAGCAUAUCAGCCGCGCAAGGAGCACGAAGAAAGCGUCAUCAUCGAGCCGAUGGCCUUUGACGAACGCAUUAUCAGUCGGAUGCGAUCAUUUCAGCUCACAUCCGAGGAUGAAGGCAGAGCGAAGAGGAUCCAGGCAGGUACCGAACCGAUAACGAAGACAGAAGAGGAGUGAGGGGCGCCUCGCGUGUGCCGCGUGCGGGUUAAAAGAAUCAUCUCAGCUCCAGCGAAUAACGACCAUGGAGGGCGUGCUGAUCUGCAGAAUGAAAGGGAAGGUCGAAUCGAACCUCCUGGCUCGAGCAAUUCGGCUCAUCAGUCCGGCGUGACAC
Zymoseptoria tritici IPO323 is the source of this 1601-nucleotide messenger RNA. RefSeq lists its product as uncharacterized. The transcript is spliced from 2 exons. NCBI's taxonomy places the organism in Eukaryota, Fungi, Ascomycota, Dothideomycetes, Mycosphaerellales, Mycosphaerellaceae. The coding region runs from base 26 to 1447 and encodes 473 amino acids. The record is from RefSeq and is a predicted model, not a curated record.